This is a messenger RNA of Microbotryum saponariae, 1834 nucleotides long. The record is from the annotation of a GenBank genome assembly. Lineage: Eukaryota; Fungi; Basidiomycota; Microbotryomycetes; Microbotryales; Microbotryaceae.
AUGCGAUUUCAAGUGAACCCAUGGCUCCUCAAGACAUCGGCACCCCCGUAAGCCCCCACCCCGCCCCACCUUUCGAUUCAGCUGUUCAGCUGGAGCCCUGCGCUAACUCUCAGUCCACCAUAUGCUCCCACAGGAUACCACGUGCAUCAGUCUGGGCCAAAGAAUACGAUGCAUCUUCCUCCUCGUCCCUGGGUCCCUUGAUCAACCUCGCCCAAGGCGUACCUGGCGCCCCACCUCCUGCCGAGUUCCAACGACGACUUGCGGAGGCAGCGGCCAAACCCGAAACAACACGAUACGGCGAUCUUCGUGGGGAUGACCACCUGAGGGAAGCUUUGUCACACGAUGUUACUCGGGCAUAUGGCGUCAAGGAGGGAGGAGUUGCUGCUGGGGAAAUCGUGGUCACCGCUGGCGCCAACUUGGUGAGCUUAUGUGGGGGUCUCGUGCUUCUGGGUUUCGAGAGGCGCGGUGCUAAAGUAGGGAGGGGUCUCGUGCAUCGUUCCAGGGCUUCUACUCGAUAAUGGUCUCUCUGGCACAAACGGGCGACGAAGUGAUUCUCCCUACUCCUUGGGUAGGUAUUCGCUUUCUCGAGCGCCGCUGAAUCCACUCGGACCCCACACGAGCUGAUUUGAUCCUCUUGGGUCCUCGGCAGUACUUCAACCAGUCCAUGAGUCUCGACCAACUCGGGAUCACCACCGUUCCUCUCGUAUGCGAUGCCCCAUCAUUCCAACCUUCGGCCGAAAGAGCCGAGAGUCUCAUCACUUUGAAAACUCGUGCCAUCGUGCUCGUCACGCCCAACAACCCUACCGGAGCCAUUUACUCCGACGAGCUGCUACACCGAUUCGCAGUAUUGGCCAGACGACAUCGGAUAGCCCUAGUCAUCGGUGAUUCACCACAGAGAUGUUUUGCUCUCGGUAUGGUCGCUGAUUCGAGAUAAACUUCACGCAGACGAGACCUAUCGGGAAUUUCUCGCACCCGGUGCACCCCCACAUACCCUCUUUCAAGACCAAGAUUGGCGCGCGUACCUCGUUCAUAUAUUUUCUUUCUCCAAGUGAGUCUAUGAUUCAACCCCCCGACAUAUGUGCCAUUGUUGAUCAAGUUUUCGUGUGCACCACCAGAUCCUACGCCAUCCCAGGCCACCGAUUAGGCGCUGUGAUCGCUUCCGAAGACUUUCUCACGCAGGUGCACAAGGUAGGAGCGGUCCAUCAUCGAUAUCCGGUGUAGCACAAGUCGAACAAGAUACUGGGACUGACUGCUCAAAUCGGUGCGCCUCUACAGGCGCUUGACUGUCUACAGAUCUGUCCGGCUCGACCAGCGCAAGAAGUCGUCGCUUGGGCUAUGGGGGCGAUGCGCUCAUGGCGAGAGGAGACACGGGAUGAGAUUAUGAGACGGCAAGACGUCUUCAAGGAUCUUUUGGAAGAUGUUGAAGGGUGGGAAGUUUGUGUCGGCGGUGGCUAUUUUGCCUACGUAGGUUCGACAGUCCCAGCCUCGGAGAAAGGGUCUGGACCGAACCUCGCUGACUUCUGCGCUCUUGUAUAGGUCAAACAUCCCUUCAAGAAGUCGAGCUCGGAACUUGUCGCUUCAAGAUUGGGCUCCCAAGUCGGCAUCGUCGUACUCCCCGGCACAUUCUUCGGCCCCGAAUUCGACAACGUCGAUGACGAUCGCUACAUCCGUUUCUGUGAGUCACCGGUCAACGUCAACGAGCAAUUCGUGGGCCCCUGUUCACAAUGUGGUCGAUCUCGCAGCUAUUGCGAACGUUUCGAUCGAAAUGCUGCAACUCGUACCGGCGAGGCUGAGAAGGCUGAACGAGAUUUGGGAUACAUUGUCCCGGUCAUGA